Rotaria sp. Silwood1 is the source of this 563-nucleotide messenger RNA. The record is from the annotation of a GenBank genome assembly. Lineage: Eukaryota; Metazoa; Rotifera; Eurotatoria; Philodinida; Philodinidae.
AUGGAUUAUGUUCGUAUGCCAUGUUCCUCACGUUAUGUUAUGAACAAUGGAAAACCUGUGUGGUCAAUUAUUCAGCAAUCAUUGUUGCGUCUUCAACAAAUGAGUGCUGCCCGUAGUGCCACUUAUCAUGACCUAGCAGGUGGAGGUGCUUUAGGCUCUGGUUGUGUACAAGAAGAAAUUCGUUUUAGUAUUUGUCCUGAAAUGCUUGUUAGUUUACUUGUUUGUGAAAUGAUGGGAAAAGACGAAUGUGUAUUUCUUAUUGGUUGUGAACGAUAUUCAUCAUACAAAGGUUAUGCAAGCAGUUUUGAAUUUGCUGGUGAUUAUAGAGAUAACACACCUAAAGAUAAUUGGGGUCGAAGAUGGUGUCACGUAGUGGCUAUGGACGCUAUUUAUUUUCGUAAUCCAUCAGCACAAUACGAUAAGAAAUGUAUAGAUCGUGAAUUGAUCAAAGCAUACACAUGUUUUCGUUCCAUAGAAGCGGCAGCAACACACGAUGCCUUGUUUGGUAUCGCUACAGGAAACUGGGGUUGUGGGGCAUUCAAUGGCGAUAAACAACUGAAAGG